This is a messenger RNA of Amoebophrya sp. A120, 1522 nucleotides long. NCBI's taxonomy places the organism in Eukaryota, Dinophyceae, Syndiniales, Amoebophryaceae. The record is from the annotation of a GenBank genome assembly.
CGUUGCAGGUCGUAUGAUUGAAAUGUGUGAUCCAAUCGUGGAAAAUCUUCGUUCUUCUAUUGUUUUUUUACUUCAGCAUUAGGAGCUGUCGACGACUGUGAUUGUGCUUUGUCCAGUCUUGCCUUUCUCUUGAGGAACAAAUUGUAUCAGGAAGGGACAGCAGGAGCAGCUACAUGUCCAUGCACGUAGCAACUCGUAGUGCAGAAUCAGUAUGUAGACACGAUGAGAUGUUGCGAGUAUAGACUGUACCAUCCCGAUCGCCACCAGUACCCUUGUGUGUAGACAGUAGACAUUGAGGAAAGAGCCACCAUCAACAUGUCCCUCCACGAGACCGCUGUAACUGGCGAAGAGGCGAUCCAACGCAAGAUAGAGCGGGGGAGUUGCAAAGACUGUUGGCUGCAACAUUGCGCGUGUGACUUUUUGGAGAAAAACCUGCUGUCGCAGAACUUUCCGAACACAAAAUUUGUCCUGCUACUCGACCCGUUCGAGCUGCGGCGCUCGGUUUCGGCGAAUACGGGCAAAAUUCUCACGAUUUGGGGGGCGGAGCGAGUGAUUUUCGGGCACGACGAGCAGAUGCAGCUGUUGGAGCGGUGGCUGGAUGACGCAAAGUAUCCCGUGUGUCUGUAUCCAACGCCUGAAGCCGUAUCGGUGCCAAAGUUCUUCGCUGAUUUUCAACAUGGGGAGACGACUCAUUCGGAAAAUAAAGUACUGGACGAACACCAUCGAGAAGCGCUUGAAAGCGCGGAGAAGGGAACAAAAGAACUGUCUCCGUCGGCGGCUCAACUACAUCAAACGGAGAACAAUACUUGCGGUAGCCAAGUAGACAGAAAAUUUCCGGACCUCGUGAUAAUACCUGACGGGGACUGGACGCGGUGCAAAGUUAUGAUGCGGCACCCAAUGCUGCGCGUACGGCUUCUCGGAAAGCAGGAUUUAUCGGAAGCUGGAAAUAAUAGAGCAGAUCAAAAAUUUCGACAAGAAGAGGCAGACCGCGUCGAUGGACUUGAGCAGUUUGUUCCACAUAAUUUCGCAGCCGACACAAUACUUGUACCGACCCAGAUUGAGGCUUGGAAGCUGCGGGAUUUGACAACAAUCAGCACCCUCGAGCAACAAUUUACUUCCCCAUUCGGUCGGACAAAAAAGUACUACUCUGGCCCUUCAGAGCGACUGCAAACCGCGGGCGCCUUUUGGCUCAUGUGUCACGAGACGGGCGCGUUCAGCGAUAUUCUUCUCGAGAAAAUGGCGUUGCAAAUUCACUACCUGAUCAGCUGUUACCAUAAGCAAAUCAAUCGCGUCAUAGUGCGCGGGAGUGGGCAACGAUUUCAUGUACAGCCGGGGCAUGGAUAAACGAGGUUUCUUUUUUUUUCUUUCCUACAACAGUUAGGUGUAUAGUAGAACGACACCGGCAUGCACCGAAAGGCGACAAACGAAGUUAACCGUUUCAAUUGUUUGAUUUUGGACAGCGACAAACACCUUCGUUUGAAAGUAUCUACUUCAAGUCGAGCAUGCUCGAAGGAAUUGGCAU